This is a messenger RNA of Jaculus jaculus (lesser Egyptian jerboa), 1032 nucleotides long. It is a transcript of the gene Pkn1, whose product is annotated as protein kinase N1. Gene Ontology annotation, molecular function: ATP binding; protein serine/threonine kinase activity. The coding region runs from base 101 to 949 and encodes 282 amino acids. Lineage: Eukaryota; Metazoa; Chordata; Mammalia; Rodentia; Dipodidae. The record is from RefSeq and is a predicted model, not a curated record. The transcript has 8 exons. Gene Ontology annotation, biological process: protein phosphorylation.
ACAGGUGCUGCUCUCUGAGUUCCGCUCCAGCGGGGAGCUGUUUGCCAUCAAGGCGUUGAAGAAAGGUGACAUUAUAGCCCGAGACGAGGUGGAGAGCCUGAUGUGUGAGAAGCGGAUCUUGGCGGCGGUGACGAGCGCGGGCCACCCGUUCCUGGUGAACCUCUUCGGCUGUUUCCAGACUCCGGAGCACGUGUGCUUUGUGAUGGAGUACUCGGCGGGCGGGGACCUGAUGCUGCACAUCCACAGCGACGUGUUCUCCGAGCCGCGGGCCGUCUUCUACUCGGCCUGCGUGGUGCUGGGGCUGCAGUUCCUGCACGACCACAAGAUUGUCUACAGGGAUCUGAAGUUGGACAAUUUACUCCUGGACACCGAGGGCUACGUCAAGAUCGCAGACUUUGGCCUCUGCAAAGAGGGGAUGGGCUAUGGGGAUCGGACCAGCACAUUCUGCGGGACCCCCGAGUUCUUGGCACCUGAAGUGCUGACAGACACCUCGUACACCCGUGCCGUGGACUGGUGGGGCCUCGGGGUUCUUCUCUACGAAAUGCUGGUUGGCGAGUCUCCAUUCCCCGGCGAUGACGAGGAAGAGGUAUUUGACAGCAUCGUCAACGACGAGGUUCGCUACCCCCGUUUCCUGUCCGCGGAAGCCAUUGGCAUCAUGAGGAGGCUGCUGCGGAGGAACCCCGAGAGGAGGUUGGGGUCCAGCGAGCGGGAUGCAGAAGACAUAAAGAAACAGCCCUUCUUCAGGACCCUGGGCUGGGAUGCCCUGCUGGCCCGGCGCCUGCCCCCACCCUUUGUGCCCACGCUCUCGGGGCGCACCGACGUCAGCAACUUCGACGAGGAGUUCACGGGAGAGGCCCCUACCCUGAGCCCACCCCGAGAUGCUCGGGCCCUUACAGCCGCGGAGCAGGCGGCUUUCCGGGACUUCGACUUCGUGGCGGGAGGCUGCUAGCCCCGGCCCCCGGCCCCGCCACCAGAGAGCUCUUAGUUUUUAAAAAGGAAUUUGGCGUGUGCUCCGUCCAUGCCACCUUUCAA